Magnolia sinica is the source of this 856-nucleotide messenger RNA. RefSeq names its product non-specific lipid transfer protein GPI-anchored 11-like. The record is from RefSeq and is a predicted model, not a curated record. The coding region runs from base 183 to 749 and encodes 188 amino acids. Gene Ontology annotation, biological process: lipid transport. The transcript is spliced from 3 exons. NCBI's taxonomy places the organism in Eukaryota, Viridiplantae, Streptophyta, Magnoliopsida, Magnoliales, Magnoliaceae. Gene Ontology annotation, molecular function: lipid binding.
CGUUGGACUCGGCUUUUUUCCACCCAUCAUUAUGUAUUUAUUUAAAUCUAUUCCACCACACAAACCCUCCCUUCUUAUGUCUUACAAAAACCCAUCCAAAGGCCAUUCCAUUUCGAAUUUCGUCUAGUGAGUGCUCGUGAGGUGUACUGAGAGGCUUUUCUAUUAGAGUCUUCCAAAUUCCAAUGGCAAAGCUCAUGUUGGCGCUUUGUGUUUUAGGCAUGUGGGCUGUUAUGGUGCAUGUUGGUGCAGCACCAUCUAGUGCACCGGCACCAGCUCCGGACUGCUUAAGCGUGCUGGUGGAGAUGGCGGAUUGCCUGACGUAUGUGCAGAACGGGAGCACGGUUUCAAAGCCAGAAGGCGGAUGUUGCUCUGGUUUUAAGUCAGUGUUGAAGAAAACCCCCAUAUGCCUGUGUGAGGCCUUCAAAAACAAUAACAAUCUGGGGAUUGCUUUGAACAUGACAAGGGCCAUGAUGCUUCCAGCUGCUUGUGGGGUUUCUACUCCACCCCUUAGUAAUUGUGGUGCUGCUGGUGUUCCUAGUGCAGCUCCUGGUCCUGGGCCAAAACCAUCACCUAAGAACACCCUAUCGCCUUCUGCAUCAGUUCCAUCUGGGUCUGUUACUCCAACCACACCGGGAAGCAACUCAGAAUCCGGAGCCCCAUCACCGUCGCAAUCUGCUGCUGCAGCCAUUUUGACUUCAAUUGCAACGAUUCUUGUUUGCUUUGCACUAGCCACAUGCUCUUACUAUUGAUGAGCCUAGUUUUCUCUCACUUAAAUUAGCAUUUUGAGAGAGGAUUUUGAUUGAUUAUGUCUUGGAUAUGUUGUUGAGUUUUUAUAAUUUCAUUUGGGUUUUUAUCA